Xenopus laevis (African clawed frog) is the source of this 4732-nucleotide messenger RNA. It is a transcript of the gene runx1.L, whose product is annotated as RUNX family transcription factor 1 L homeolog. Gene Ontology annotation, cellular component: nucleus. The record is from RefSeq and is a predicted model, not a curated record. The coding region runs from base 853 to 2241 and encodes 462 amino acids. Lineage: Eukaryota; Metazoa; Chordata; Amphibia; Anura; Pipidae. Gene Ontology annotation, biological process: hemopoiesis; regulation of multicellular organismal development; chondrocyte differentiation. The transcript is spliced from 6 exons. Gene Ontology annotation, molecular function: RNA polymerase II cis-regulatory region sequence-specific DNA binding; DNA-binding transcription factor activity, RNA polymerase II-specific; sequence-specific double-stranded DNA binding.
AGUAAAAGGCAAUUGAUUUCCAGGCAGAGUCUCAUUCCCAGAGCCACAGAGGGAAAGAGAGCGCUGAGCCGCCGCUUCCCAUCCCCAGAGCAGCACCAGCGGGAAUUCACUAGUCCUCCUCCCAACUGUCAGCUUCAGUGUUAGCGAGUCACAAGUUACAGCGCAGCUCUCUAACACCCACUCUCUGUGAGCAGCAUGCGCGGGACCUGGGAGAGUGCAGCACCCUGAUCUGUCCCUGGGAGGGCAAGAAGCUCAUUUAGGUGCAGGAAGAGUUAAUCUGAGCACAUAUCUGCCCAUCUGAGUCACCCUGCCUGGUGUGACUACCUCUGUGGGUGCCCACAAUAAAAACCACAGGAAGAGCCACAAAGUGCGGGUAACCUGCCACCAGAUGCUGCAGCCCAUGUGACAUGCCAAGGAGAGGGGCCCUCAGAUGCUGCUUGGCACCCAGUCCUGCCUACAGAGCACCCACUAGAUUUCAGCCUAUUCCUAGGGCCACUGGAGGAGCUGUUGAAGCCAAUUGGAGAUCAAAUUCACUCCAGCAGCUACCCAGGACUUGGGCAAAGUUCCUUUCAGCCGAUAUCCAGUAUAUUGUGGUGGCCGGGCUGCCUGGUACUGUCUAGACUACCCUCUUGCUUGGGGCAAACUGCUGAAACUUUGAAGAAAGUUCCCUGGGGAGAGUACAUAGGUGCAGCCUCCCUAACCAUUGAAUUAUGUCAGUGAUCACUGACUCCUUAGCCUGAUCACUGUCUCUUGAGACCCCUGAGCGUAACUAUUGACUCCUGGGAGCGAUCACUGACUGCCAGCUGUUGCGACUGCCCAUUUAAAAGUGAUUUACUCACCAGGCUUGUUGUGAUGCGUAUCCCCGUAGAUACCAGCACCAGCCGCCGCUUCACGCCGCCCUCCACCACUCUGAGUCCGGGGAAGAUGAGCGAACCGAUACCGCUGAAUAUCGCGGACAGCAGCGCCGCCCUGGUGGGCAAACUGAGAAGUACAGACCGGAAUAUGGUGGAAGUAUUGUCCGAUCAUCCCGGAGAACUGGUCCGCACAGACAGCCCCAACUUUCUCUGCUCGGUGCUUCCCACACACUGGAGGUGCAACAAGACCUUGCCCAUCGCUUUCAAGGUGGUGGCCUUGGGAGAAGUUCCAGAUGGGACACUGGUGACAGUGAUGGCUGGCAAUGAUGAGAACUAUUCUGCUGAAUUAAGAAAUGCCACAGCAGCCAUGAAGAGUCAAGUGGCCCGCUUCAAUGACCUGAGAUUUGUCGGAAGAUCUGGAAGAGGAAAAAGUUUCACCCUGACUAUCACUGUCUUCACCAAUCCCCCGCAGGUGGCUACCUACCAUCGCGCCAUUAAAAUCACAGUGGAUGGACCUCGCGAGCCACGGCGACACCGACAGAAAUUAGAUGAACAGACAAAACCGGGAAACUUGUCCUUUUCCGAACGACUCAGUGAACUGGAACAUUUUCGCCGAACGGCCAUGAGGGUCAGCCCGCAUCACCCAAAUCCCAUGCCCAACCCACGUGCCACCCUAAAUCAUUCCGCAGCUUUUAAUCCUCAGCCUCAGGGUCAGAUACAAGUUGCAGAUACAAGACAAGUCCAGGCGUCUCCUCCUUGGUCGUAUGAUCAGUCCUACCAGUACCUGGGAUCCAUAGCAACUCAGUCUGUACACCCUGCUACCCCCAUAUCUCCAGGAAGGGCAAGCAGUAUGACGUCUCUCAGCGCUGAGCUCUCCAGCCGACUUUCAGGAGCCUCGGACCUGACAGCAUUCAGUGAUCCUCGAGUUGGCAUUGACCGACAGUUCUCCACUCUUCCUUCCAUCUCUGAUCCACGUAUGCACUACCCAGGGGCUUUUACCUACACCCCAACACCGGUCACUUCAGGUAUAGGAAUCGGCAUGUCAGCAAUGACCUCUGCUACAAGGUACCACACCUACCUACCCCCUCCAUAUCCUGGAUCUUCCCAGGCACAAAGUAAUCCCUUUCAGACCAGCUCUCCAUCUUACCAUCUCUAUUAUGGAACAUCCGCUGGAUCCUACCACCAGUUCUCUAUGAUGUCAGGAGGAGAACGAUCUCCGCCUCGCAUCCUCCCACCUUGCACAAACGCUUCCACGGGGUCCACUCUCUUGAACCCCAACCUUCCAAACCAAAGUGAUGUAGUGGAGGCUGAGGGAAGCCAUAGCAACUCUCCUACCAACAUGGGAAGCACCCCAAGGCUUGAGGAAGCCGUAUGGCGGCCAUACUGAGAUGUUGUUGACACAUGCAAGUAAUUAAAGGAGGACACGUCGGAAGAAUGAGAUACUGGACAGGUGGAAAAACUGUGAAAGCCUCUUCUGGUUUAGCGACGCUGUGAAAAGGCAAAGAUAGAAGGAGAAUACACGGAGAGAAUACGCAUACAGGCCACAAGCUGUUCCUCCCCAGGAUUUAAUAUUUCCUCUGUAUUUUCAACAUAUUUUGGAUUACAAUUUUUUUUUUUAAAUUAUUAAAUCCAGAUUUACAAUAUGUGUUUUUUCCAGAACCAUACGCUAAAUUAUUGGAACAUUACAAAGACUGGGCUUUGUGGCUUGUUACAGCCUGUGUAAUAUAAUGUCACUCCCUUUGUACAAAAAAAAAAUCCCCCCAAAAAAAAAAUUAAAAAAAAAAUGACCCUGCUCUGAAAUUUCAAAUUUUGCAACCCUGUUAAUAGGCACCUUACUGUUUUUUUGCUUAUUUUGUUUGCAUUUUUAGCUUCCAUUUAUGAUCCAUUUUUUUUUACAUAAACUUUUGUAUAUUUUUUUUGUAAGAUUUCCUGUGCUCAGUGUAGCCGCUCAGUGACCUGCUGGGUCCCCACUGGAAAAAAACGUGUGCUUUAUUUAUAUGUAAAAAAAAUUCAGGGUGUCCGUAUCCGCUGAAACUUGUACGCUCCAAACGAUACAAGACUAUUGUUUACAUGUUUAUUUUAUAUUAGAAUGAAUUACUUUUAUUUAAAUGCAUUUCCCCCUUAAACUGAUUGGACAAGCUCGAUCGGAUCUGCUCAAAGGAACAUAUUUAUGUGUAUAACAUGGCCUUGAUAUGGUGCUCAUUUUGCCCCCUUCAUGCUCGAAAUAAAUUGCUGUAAAAUUGCUCAUAUCACACUUCUGAGAUCUUUUUGCAAUCAUUUUCUCUUGUUUUCAAGAUAUUGGCACUUUUUACACUGCUAAUGCAAUCACUUUGAAACAACAGCAGCUGUCUACUGUUCAUUUGCUUAACUUAAAUCUGCGGAAAAUUGAUUUUAUGAGAAGAGGGAAGUCUUGUGAUGCUGCUCUGCUCAGAAAAUGAGGUUAGUGAGCAGAGAAAAGGCAUCUGAUUGUUAUUUGGUUAUUACUAAGCAGACUAUCAAUUCAAUUUCCCAGAUUCAAUUCAGUGAGAAACAGUUAUCUCCGGGUCUAUCACCGGAAAACUCAUGGGUGAAAUUCAAUUCAAGAUUCCUAAUUGAGAUCCAGUUUCUCCCUAUAGACUUCAAUAGAGUUUUUCACAUGAUAAACAAUAAGAUAAAUGUUUCUGAAUUGAAUUGAAUCUGGCCCAAAAAUUUUUUUCAGCUGAUGGGAGUUGACCAAAAUGAACAGCAGGUGGUGCUGUUGUUUCAAAUUCAGUGUAAAACUGCUAAUAUCGUGAAAAAUAGAACGGAUCAUGAAUGCAAACUGCAAAAGUGCUGAGAACAGCACUACAUGAACUUCAGAAUUACAAGGGUUACAAGCUGAUCCUCCAAGAUAUUUGAUUAUGCUGCAAUUUGUAGUUUCCAGUGGCUGAAUAAUUGGGUCAACUCAUAGCAAACCAAAGCAUGAGGUUGUUCAGUAGAUUAACCUACAGCCAAUCAGAGAAUUGGGGUGUUUACAUUUAGACUAACCUGCAUUUAAUGAGUUUAGGGUGGGCAUAAGUUCACACAAUUUCCAAGUCCUUGCCUCUCAGCAAGCUGGUUGGCUGCAUAACUGGCCAAUCAGGUUGCGCCGCAGGUUCCUUUAUAGCGCAGAAUAGACUAUUAUUAAAUCCCAUUCAUUCUUAUGUUCCUAAACUGGAAUCAGUAGAGCAGCAUAGUGAGUGUUUCAGGGUGCUGAGCUUGGUGAAGUGGUGGACUCAGCAGUCAGUAUUAGAGCGGGUGGGACAGGACUGGGGUCACGCAUUUCGCAGUAAAACCCAUGUCACUAUAUUAAGAUCAAGUGGCAGUUAAUCACACGGUCAAACCAACCCAAUCCAAGCAGUAGAUUGUUCACAUGAUUAGAACAACUUCCAGCCAAUCAGUUUAUCAGAACCUUUCAGAUAUUGAUACCAACCUGGGGCCAAUCAGAGCGUUAGGAUGUUCAAAGUGCUCAUCCCUCCUUUAGCCAAUGAAAGCACUGGAACAUACAGGACAGGUUGCUGACAGCACGUUUAGUUCAAUGUAUGAAAUGGCCAAAGUGUUGUUUUUUAAAAAAAAAAAAAAAAAAUAUUUCAAAGAAAAUAUUUGCACUGAAUUUACGCCUAAAUCUUCCAAAAAAAAAGAUGAUCUCAUUUUAAAGGCAAAUGUAACCUUAUUUAUACGUUGGGUUUAUUAUUUUUUAUAAAAUGUUAAAUAAAGCCUAGGUUCUGCACAGGGAGCCUUAUUUAUGUGUAUAUUUAUUAAUAUGUGUAGGAGCUGUCAUACUGCUUUCUCUGCCAUGGUAAAAUGAACGCUCUUGCUUCAAUUCCACUGAGUCAGCGCCCCUCGGUGGCCAAAUGGAAAAUAAAAUUUGAGCAUGCUUG